AAGCAAGAAACUAGAAUGAAACAUGCCCCUCAAAGUAGAAGCCAUGCCAGUCCUAGUGAUGCGGUUUCUCCUUACAGCUUCCGCCCUAGUAGUUUCUCUGCAGCUGGCGCCGGCGGCGGCAGUCACUGCCGGUGACUCCAACACAGCACCACGGCCACACUGCCCAAGCAAGUGCGGCGACGUGGAAAUUCCCUACCCAUUCGGCAUAGGUAAUAACUGUUCUUGGCCAGGCAUGGAUGACUUCACCAUCACUUGCAACCAUAGCUUCGACCCUCCGAGACCAUACACCGGCAACGUCGAGGUUAUCAACAUUUCGGUGGAGACUGGUGAGAUGCAUGUCUUCACCGUCGUUUCUUACACCUGCUACAACUCGACCAACACCAUAGAAUCCUACCAAGAAAACAGCUUGUUACUCGUGCCGCCGUUUCUUAUCUCGCCUACAAACAACAUCUUCACGGCCAUCGGCUGUGAUACACUGGCGUUUCUGGAUUGUGGAGCUGACUGGAACUACUACUACACCGGCUGCAUCACCAACUGCCUGAGCUUCAAUGAUUCGGCUUUUGACGGAGACCCGUGCACGGGGCUGGGCUGCUGCCAAGUUUCAAUCCCGCGCAACCUUAGAAAGAUAAAUGUCACCUGGAACAACCAGGCCAAUAAUUAUGCGUGGGAGUACAGCCCUUGUAACUACGCCUUCGUGGCCGAGAAGAACUGGUACAACAACUUCAGCCGAAGAGACUUCAACGGCAUGGGAAAUGAGAGCUUCCUCAACCGGGUUGGGGAUAGAACGGUUCCGUUGGUGCUUGACUGGGCUAUCAGGGGUAACGGGUCUUGCCAGAUGGCAGCGGAGGCCACAGGGGCGGCAGUGAAACGGACAGCACCUGCCUGUGCCAGCGCCCACAGUUACUGCAUCGACAUCGACGCCAGACAAGGGGGUGGAUACCGAUGCAAUUGCUCCGAGGGAUACAUGGGAAAUCCCUACAUCCCCCAUGGGUGCACAAAUAUCAACGAAUGCCAACUUCAAUUAUAUUCCUGUCCAAGUGGCAGCAAUUGCAUUGACACAGAUGGUAAGUACAGGUGUCAAUGCAAAUUCGGCCGAAAAGGAGAGGACUGUCGUCCCAUAUUUCCGGCGCCAGCUGCUGCAAUAUUAGCAACACUUGUAGCAAGCCUUCUUCUAUCGCUCCUGCUAUGGUUUGUUCACGUGGAUCGAAAGCGGCGAAUGAAGACUGCCUUCUUCGACAAAAACGGUGGUAAAAUAUUGAAGGGCGCAGCUGACAUCAACAUAUUCACAGAAGUUCAGCUGAAUAAGUUCACAAACCACUACAAAACCCUUAUUGGAAGGGGGUCUUUCGGCAUGGUGUUCAUGGGAAUCACUGAUGAAAAGCAACAAGUUGCGGUUAAACGCUCCAUCAUGAAAGGCAAUAAACUUGGUGGAGACAACUUUCAGCCAGGGGAUGACAUUGUGAAUGAGAUCACUUUCCAGUUCCGGAACAGACACCCAAACCUGGUCCGCCUUGUUGGGUGCUGCUUGGAGACCAAUAUCCCUGUGUUGGUCUUUGAGUACAUUCCUAAUGGGAGCCUCUACAACCUGCUUCAUGUCGCAACGCAAAAGGUGCUCCCUCUACUGACACGCCUCAAGAUUGCCAUCGGCUCUGCAGAAGCACUUGCCUAUAUCCACUCUCAUGUUGAUCAUGAACGCAUCCAUGGUGAUGUCAAAUCUGCCAACAUCCUCCUGGAUGAUAACCUCAUGCCCAAGGUCUCUGACUUUGGAUCGUCCAAGCUUUUGUCAAUCGAUAGGUAUGCCAUGGCUGUGGCAGCAGAUAUGAGCUACGUAGACCCGGUGUAUAUGAAGACGGAACUUUUUGUGAAGAAGAGUGAUGUCUACAGCUUUGGCAUGGUGCUCCUCGAGUUGAUCACCCGGAAGGCGGUCAAGUAUGGCAAAAAUAGAAUCAAUAGCCUCCCUAUGGACUUUGUCAAGUCUUGUAAGGAGAAGGGCAAUGGAAGGGAGAUGUAUGACACAAACAUUUUAUCUCAUGGCCAUGCUCAGUGUCAUCAUUGCAUAGAGUGCCUUGACAAGAUCGGUGCUCUUGCAGUCCGUUGUCUCAAGGAAGAUGUGGAUGAGAGACCAACAAUGGCAGAGAUCGUGGAUGAAUUGAAGCAAGCGGCAGAGAUAGUGGACAAAUGCAAGCAGCAAGGGAACAUAAUAGCCUACGGUCCCUCAUGUUUUGAGAUAAGUUAAAGGCACAUACCUACGCGCCUUGAUGAAGAAAGCAAUGUAAACAUGCUUGGUGGGAUCAAGCUAUAGCUACUUUAUGGAUGCAAAUGUACUAUAUUUUUUUUUUGUAUUCGAAAGGGUGAUUCAUCUACUUGGGAAACAACAGCUUAUCAGGUCUUAUACCACAGUGUAGCGUCCCCGCCCAUGCUCGAAGAACUAAGACUACAGUACAUUCAACUUUCUGGUUCAGUACCCACUACCAUCUUUAACUUGUCUAGGAUGCAAGCCAUGCUUUUAAUGCACAACAAUUUAAAUGGACCGGUUCCAAACAAUCAAA
Molecule: messenger RNA, 2549 nt
Organism: Panicum virgatum (switchgrass)
Lineage: Eukaryota; Viridiplantae; Streptophyta; Magnoliopsida; Poales; Poaceae
Product: wall-associated receptor kinase 2-like
Exons: 4
Coding region: 23-2236 (737 amino acids)
Biological process (GO): protein phosphorylation; cell surface receptor signaling pathway
Cellular component (GO): plasma membrane
Molecular function (GO): ATP binding; calcium ion binding; protein serine/threonine kinase activity
Source: RefSeq, a predicted model, not a curated record